Molecule: messenger RNA, 509 nt
Organism: Austrofundulus limnaeus
Lineage: Eukaryota; Metazoa; Chordata; Actinopteri; Cyprinodontiformes; Rivulidae
Product: coiled-coil domain-containing protein 171
Source: RefSeq, a predicted model, not a curated record
GUGGAGGAACUUCCUGCUGAUGUGGAAACAUUUGACCCCAUUCCUCUGAUUGGUCCAAAGUACCAUUAAUCAGCACAAACUCUGCCCUCUCAUGAAUAAGCUCCACCCCCUUCCCUCAGACAAACACUUGUUUCAGUCCUACAGAAAAAGGUUUAAAGUGAAGGAGGUAAAGUUUAGGAAUGCUGUGAAGUCCAGAAGCUGUCGUCUGCAGGAACACACUCAGGUCCUCCAGAUGCUCGGUGACGGACGCCUGAAGACCAGAUGUUCCUCUGAUCUGUGUGACAAACCAGCAGCUGCUCCCAGUCUGUUCCAGAACAUUUCAUCUGAGAGAGAACGCUUAAAAACAGAUUUUUACUGGAUUAUCACUCUGAUGUUCUUUACUGUAAAUUAUUCUACUGAAACUUUUACUACUCUGUUUCUAAAGAGCGUAGUGUUGAAAAGAAAACAGGUUUUAAAUGUUGACUGUGUCACAAAGAACAAAUGAUUAAAUAAUACUGAUCUGGAUCAAA